CCUGAUCGACCUAUACCCUUACUCAGACGUCACAACAUUUUGUGUCUUUCACGAUGAGAUACCUUGCCGUUGUGCUGUCCGCUGCCGCAGGCGUGCAAGCAGCCAGACAAUGCUCAACCACCACAGGGUACACCCACCGGGUACUCGAUGCCCGUUACGAUGGCCCAGAUGUCGAUAAGCCAGGCAGCGACCUUGCGACCAUCUCGGUCAGUCUCAGCAGUAGCACAACACCUCUUUACGAGUGUGUAGCGCAAUGGCCAGAAUCAUGGAAGGGUUUCCACAAUGUCACGGAGAAGCUGAUUUGGAGCGAUUGCAUCUGGACUGGUGCUGGUAGUGGGGCGGACAAGUCGGUGGCUUUUGCGGUGGAUUGGAAUAAGAAGGUGGUGUAUCUGGCUCAUGUGUUUGCCUGCAGUGAUCGUGAGGGGACCGACGGCCUAGCGACUGGAACGCUCCCUCUUUCCGAGCUUGACUGUGACUACACCGAAGAGGGCAGCGCCUAUUGCAUCCCCAAGGCGACAUCUUCAGGCGCUCGCCCUGACCUCAGAAUAAGCACUGUACUUGCCCCCACGGCCCCAGACGCCAACACCGCCUCCUGCUCUGAGAUCUCUGAGCAAUACCAGUCAUGGACACUGGAGAAGUGGCACAGACAGUUUGUCCUUACUCCUGGCAGCUUUGAGCCCAAGGCCGGAACCGAUACUGGACCAAGCUUCACUCUCAAGAGCUUGGGCGUGAAUGGCGUGACGUUUACUUGUGCCACUACAUCUGCCCCAGUUGGUCCCUUUCAGGGGGAGUGCAAGUCGGAUGUUACCAAGGCAGUCGCGACGUUCACUUUCGACCCCAAACUCAACAUUUUGACUGUCAAGCAAAAGUGGGAUUGUGGGGAUUCUGCCGCGUUGGAGACGGUUGGUGUUGGCUACAUGCAGGGUACUUGUGACAGGGGCUUCAACAGUGAUGUCUUUACUUGCUCGUCCGAGCCAGUCCUGAUUGGAACUGAGGCGUUAUAAAAACAGUGGGAAGACUUGGCGAACGAUUGGGCUUUUCUGGUUGCUGUUAUUCACGCAUUUAAAUAUCCGAGCAAGGGAACCCUUUAUCCUGAUGUAUGAAUCUGUGACUCCAUGACUACAAUCGAUUUAUUAAACUACAAA
Molecule: messenger RNA, 1145 nt
Organism: Podospora pseudopauciseta
Lineage: Eukaryota; Fungi; Ascomycota; Sordariomycetes; Sordariales; Podosporaceae
Exons: 3
Coding region: 54-1004 (316 amino acids)
Source: RefSeq, a predicted model, not a curated record